AUGUCCAGCGGACUCUUGAAGCCGGAGAAGGACUUCUCCAAGGAUGCUGACAAGUUGAUUCCGGAGGCCGAGCAGCUAGCAAAGACCGAUGUACAAGAUGCUAUUGACAAGUUGCUGGUGUUGGAGAAACAAGCAAGACAGUCAUCCGAUCUGCCCACUACAUCUCGAUUACUCGUAACUAUCGUCACAAUCAGCAAGAACAGCGGCGACUGGAACCUACUCAACGACCAAGUCCUCCUUCUUUCCAAGAAACAUGGCCAGCUGAAGCAAGCUAUCUCGCGGAUGGUGCAGACGGUGAUGAAGUUUCUGGACGAGACGCCGAACCUGGAUACGAAGCUAUCGGUCAUCCAGACCCUGCGAACUGUCACAGAGGGAAAGAUCUUCGUUGAAGUUGAAAGAGCCCGUGUCACACGCAUUUUAUCUCAGAUCAAAAAGUCCCAAGGUGAUUUGACUGCCGCCGCCGAUAUUCUCUGCGAACUGCAGGUUGAGACUUUUGGGUCGAUGACGAGAAGGGAGAAGACCGAAUUCAUCCUAGAACAAGUUGCGCUUUGUAUUGAACGUGGCGACUGGACGCAAGCGACUGUUCUGAGCCGAAAGAUCAACAAACGAUAUUUCGCCCGGAAGCCGAAGAAGAGCGCCGAGGAGAUCGAGAAGCUGAAGAAGGAAGCUGAGGAAAGGGAGAAGACCCGCGGACCCGAUGAGCCUCCUAUGGAGGUGGAUGACGACGUUACAGACCUGAAACUUCGUUACUACGAGCAGCAAAUCAUUCUCGCCAACCACGACUACAAAUAUCUGGAUGUUUGCAAACACUACAGGGAAGUGCUGGAUACAGACUCAGUUCAGGAAAACCCAGAACAACUCCGAGCGGUUCUUGCCCGCAUUGUUUACUACAUCGUAUUGUCGCCAUACGACAAUGAACAAUCUGAUCUACUGCACCGCAUCCAGCAGGACUCGAGACUCUCAGCGGUCCCUGUUGAGUCUCGUCUGGUGAAGCUCUUUACCGUUCCCGAACUUAUGCGCUGGCCCAUCGUUUCCGAGCAAUUUGGUCCUCACCUAUGCGACACCGACGUUUUCAGCCCCAAGCCGAGCCAGGCUGCAGAAGACCAGCCACAUAACAGGUGGCAAGACCUUCGCAAGCGUGUCAUUGAGCAUAAUGUUCGAGUAGUGGCGAAAUACUACACCCGCAUCCAGAUGGGCCGGUUGACCCAGCUACUGGACCUCACUGAGGAGGAGACGGAGAAGUACAUCAGUGAACUGGUUACCUCGAAGACGAUCUACGCGAAGAUUGACCGACCGGCCCGGCUGGUCAACUUCGCCAAGCCUCGCGAUGCAGACGAUGUACUGAACGAGUGGAGCAGCGACAUGAAGAGUCUUCUAGGCCUUUUGGAGCGUAUCGACCACCUCAUCACCAAGGAGGAGAUGAUGGCGCGCAUCCUCCCCACCCGGGAAAAAGCUAAGGCUCGUUGA
Aspergillus mulundensis is the source of this 1467-nucleotide messenger RNA. RefSeq names its product proteasome regulatory particle lid subunit RPN5. The transcript is spliced from 5 exons. Gene Ontology annotation, cellular component: cytoplasm; nuclear proteasome complex; proteasome regulatory particle, lid subcomplex. Lineage: Eukaryota; Fungi; Ascomycota; Eurotiomycetes; Eurotiales; Aspergillaceae. The record is from RefSeq and is a predicted model, not a curated record. The coding region runs from base 1 to 1467 and encodes 488 amino acids.